UUCAGCUCCUCACUCGGGCGGGAGCCCGAGCCUCAGUGGGGUGAGGGGAGAGCUGGGAGCGAGAAGGGGCGGAGCGGAUGGUGGGCGCGGCAGCUGUGGGAUGCUAACGCGACCAGACACCCAUCCUCUCCGCUCUCCCUCUCUGGAGAGGACGAUUUGGUAGAGAGACCAGAAAUGAGUGGAAUGCUAUCUUAAACAAGCCAAAAAUCUGUUAUAACCUUUAUUAAAUACUACUUCAAUGAAGAAAGAUUAAAAAACCCUACAAAAUUCCAACUGAUAAUUACCCCAUUCAGACGUUGGUGAAUAUGUCCCUCAGUCCAAGUCGACCUUCCUCAUCAGAGGUGAAGGCAAAGCAAGAAUCAGAACUGAAACUCAAAUCAUUUGCUCCUCCAUAUGCUCUUCAGUCAGAGUUAUAUUUGCUUCCUAUAAUGGAUCAUUUAGGAAAUAUUUAUUCAGCAUCAUCAGCAGUUUCUUUAGAUGUGCACCAGACUAAUAAUGGUGUUGCUGAGGCUGACGGAAUAAUACACAGACCACUUAGUGUAACUUUGUCAAAGGAAGAACCUGGAACAGAUCCCAGUUGUUUAGAAAACACUUUGAAAAAGCUUCUUAACAAGAAUCAGGAAGAAGCUGGGGGAAAAGCCACUCCAAAUGAAAAUCAGACUGGAAAUAAUCAAAUUGGAAAUUCUGAAUUGCCAGGAUCACAGGAAGAUUCCGAUAAUGAUUAUUUUAGCGGCAAAAAAAGUCAGUUUCUUUGGAAAAAUGAAGAUGAUAGAACUAAUAUCAUUAGAAGAGAGGACAAUCAGACAAGUAAAAAAGAGUGCAUCAGCUUACCAGACCUUAUUGAUUUUCCUUCAGUUCCUUGUCAACCUGCUCUUUCUCCAGGAAUAACUGAUAUAUCAUAUAUAUAUACUGAUAUAUUACAGAUUGAGAGUAAAAUAUUAUCGAAAAAAAUGAAACAAGUAAAGGAAGAAAGAAGAUAUCUGGAAAUAAUUAAAGAAGAACUAAUAAAAAAAGUUGAAAGGCUAUUGGAACAAGGCAAAUUAAAGCGAUAUCAUGCCUAUGAUGUUUGGAAGAAAAAGUACUUUGAAACAAAGAAAGUUACAGCAUCAUUGGAGGAGAUUUUAACAAAACUUCGAGAAGAUUUGCCUUACUAUAAAAAAUUGCUCAUUCAGCUUGAAGCCAGGGUGAUCAAGAUGAGACCAAAGAAUCUGGCAACCAUCACAGACUCUAAGAAUUACUUUAUCAUUCAGAUCACUGAAGUACAGCAUGCUAUUGACCAACUUAGAAAAUUGGAUACUGACAAAAUGAAACGAAUAACAGAAAUUAAGAUGAGAAAACAAGCAGUUUCAGAUUUACGCACAUUGAAAGCUGAACUGGCACAGAAGAAUUUAUUACAUCUUUUCAGUCUCAAUAAGUAUAGGGAGAAUUGGCUCCUGCAAUACAUUGUGACCAGACCAGACUUCGUUCACCAUAAGACAUCACAAAGAGAAAGUCACAAGCAUCUGCAAUUCCAGUAUAAUUAUAGCACCUCCUACCUAAGCAGUUUGGAGACCAAGAUACAUCAAAGGUUACCUGUGGGAAAACCAUUUUAUGUAACAUGAUCAAAUAUGCAUAUUAUGGCAGAUGUUUUGUUGAUUAUAUAUUCUCUUGCCUCAUAUUACUCCCCCCCUCAAAAAGAACCACUUAUGUGUCUGACUUAAGGUUUGACAUGUAUGGAACUAGAACAAUUCUAAGAAAUAUAUUUUUUGCCUACAUGGACUGACCCAGACAUAUAUUUUGGACAAUGUUUUGGACAUAUAUUUAGAUAAUGGACAUAUAUUUGGACACAGGCAUAUUUGGACAUAUACAAUGACCAGGAGCAGGCACUGUGUAGAAGAGGAGUUUAAAGUCACAUGCCUCCAGAGGACAGACUAGCAACUCGACUGACUGAAGGAAACUGUUGUAAUCACAGUAGGGUGUGGUAGGGCCCAUAAGCAACUAGAGAGUAAAAGCACACUAAAAGAAUUCGAAUACGAAAGUUCUUAAAAAUAUCAUGCAAACUAAAUUGGUCAUCUCUUGGCACAAGCUUACUGGACUGUGCUGGCAGCUUGAGCCCUUGAUUUACAAUUACUUUACAUGGUAAGUUUAGUCCAACAUUAUAGUUAAAGAGUAGUGGUGUUUUAUGGCUACAAGUAUAAAUUAAUCAACUCAAAAUGUUGAACAAAUCACUUAAAUGGUCUUAUUUUAUGGAAAUAUUCAAAUAAAACUUGAGUGUUAAAUUAUCUUUCAUUUUUGAAUAGUGAGCCAGUCCUCAAUAAGAUUGAAUCUCUUUAAAAGAUUUAUUGCCGGGAUUCCCUGGUGGCGCAGUGGUUAAAAGUCCGUCUGCCGAUGCAGGGGACAUGGGUUCG
This is a messenger RNA of Delphinapterus leucas (beluga whale), 2387 nucleotides long. The record is from RefSeq and is a predicted model, not a curated record. NCBI's taxonomy places the organism in Eukaryota, Metazoa, Chordata, Mammalia, Artiodactyla, Monodontidae.